Diaporthe amygdali is the source of this 936-nucleotide messenger RNA. RefSeq names its product Eugenol synthase 1. The transcript has 4 exons. The record is from RefSeq and is a predicted model, not a curated record. NCBI's taxonomy places the organism in Eukaryota, Fungi, Ascomycota, Sordariomycetes, Diaporthales, Diaporthaceae. Bases 1 to 936 code for a protein of 311 amino acids.
AUGACGGAGCACAACAGAAUCGCUGUGUAUGGCCACAGGGGCUGGGCAAGCUCAGCCAUCGUUCGCGCCCUCUCGGACAGUGGAGCCACAAUCACAAUCCUACAUAGGGCCAGCUCGGACACACAUGGGCUUCCUUCUGGGGUCAAAAGAAUACAAGUGGAUAUCAAUGACCGUGAAGCCUUGGUUGCCGCCUUGCAAGACAUUGAUAUUCUCAUAUCUCUUGUGGGCCACGAUGGUGUUCAAAGUCAGCAUGCAUUUGUCAAAGCAAUCCCACACACACAUGUCCAGUUGUUUUGUCCAUCGGACCUUGCGGCCCGUUAUGACGAACAGGGGCUCCAGAUUCCGGUGAACAAAGCCAAAGACGAGGUUGAGAGGGCGGCCAAAGAGACAGGUAUCUCCACCAUAGUGGUGCUACCCGGAAACUUUGCCGAAUUUGCAUUGAAUACAAAGGCGAUGGGAGUGGAUAUCCCGGGGAACAGAAUCAUCUUCACUGGUGACAGCGCUGAGCGUAGACUGAAUUUGUGCACAAGAGACUACGUUGCUGCUGCAUAUGCCUCCAUAUUUGCGGCAACCCCAAUCUCGCAGCUGCGGAACCGUUCAAUCUGCUUGACGGAGCUCUCGCCGACGGGUGAUGAGAUAGCAAAAGCACUGGAGGAGAAGAACGCCGCCCCACCCAAGACCAUCGUGCACAGCCUCGACAAAGUCAACAACGAGAUAAAGAGUUGUUUACAGUCGGGGACCCCCUUCGCCCUUCCAUGGUACUGCCGCAAAAUAUGGGGCAAUGGAAAGCAAGCGAGCAUGGUGGGAUCGGACGUCUGGAAUGUCGGUGGGUGUCGAAAGGUUGGUAUCCGGGAGCUCAUCAUCGACGGUCAGCUGGAAUCAUACCGCGACCUACCUCCACAGGUUGGCGAGUAUUUCGAGUCCACCUUUGAGUGA